AUGCUGCAGAUAUUGAACAAAUUGGGCAGUUCUAGUGGAAUACUAAGGAAAUGGACAAACCUGUCCCCCGUUUCUGCUUGGUACGGCACGUUUGUGCCUCGUGAAUUUCAAUAUGAAACGUCCGACGGUGAAAACGGCACACUGAUCCACCGGUUCUCCCGGCACGUGUCCCUAACUAAGCGUGAUUUCACCGACAAAACGAAAUAUGGAUUCAAAGUAUCCAAUUUCUAUCCCUUGCCGGAUGUAACAACGUACGGCCAACAGAUAAAGAGCCUCACCACCACAGACCUAGCCAAGUUGAUUACCUUCACCACGGACUUUCGCAGCAAAACGGACUUCCGAUCGUACACGGACGUCGUAAAUGCACUGGACGAGGAAUGCGCUCGGCGUGUGUCGAAUUCAUCGCUAUAUGAAUUGCUCGAAAUGUUACACGGAUUUAUGUACCUGUUGCCGAACAAAAUAGCACAGCUGAGAACGUACCAGGUGGUCAUGUCAAAACUGAUUGAGCUAUUUUCCAAGUCAGAAAACGAAAGGGACUUUCUUUCGAUAGUAUUUUUCCUAGGCAUGUGGAAACGGAACCAAACAGGAACAAUGCUGAUGAAAGAGUUCUUGCACCAAUAUCUGGAUCGGUACCUAAAGCCGGAACUGUCCCCGAUGGAUUUUGCCAUUUUAGCAAACGCAACUUAUAAAACAAGCAUUCGAAUAUCGAAUGAAUCCGAACCUUUCAAGGAAAGGCUAAUAGAAGAAAUCAGCACCUUCGACAAUCAGAAUGAUCCAGCUCUUCUAGUGACGCUACUCAAAUGCGCUCGUAUGAAUAGACUUUCGUCGAACAAGAUUUUGGAAAAAGUUCGCUUAUUCACUCAAUCUAAUGCUAUGCGGCAGGAACUAGAUUUUCGAGGGCUUUCGCACAUGUUUGCUUUCGUAGCCGACAAUCGAGUGAAGGACGAUGCUCUGACUCAGCUGUUGAUCGAGGCCUGCUGGACCAGGUUUGAAAGAGAAAUUCGAAUAAAUGGAUUCGAAACGCAUUCACAAGUCUGCCGACCCAAAGACAUCGCAACGUUUCUUUGGAGCUGUGCCACCCUCGGAGUCCCAUUAGAAAGCGCAACCGGGGUCAAUUGUAAUAUGCUUGAAAAAGCGAUACGGUUGAAGGUGGAAGCGGGAGCAUAUCAAUACACACCGGACGUGCUUGUCGAUACCAUUCUUUCGUUAUGGAUUUGCGAUCGCAAAUCUCUCGGACUGUUUCAACUGUUGUUUAAGGAUCGAGCGUUGGUGAAAAAUUUGAACAAAAAUCGUACAAAAUUAGAGUCUAGGAAAGACCUCUUGCUUUGUUGUGCGGAAAUAGAUCUGCCAGAAGCUUCCGAUAUGAUGAAAUCGCUCAGGAAACCAGGUGAUGCAUUCGUAUUAGAAAGACGGGCUCCGGAAUUUCUCACAAGGCCUGCUUUAAAAACGAUUGUCGAAUGCUUACACAAACUGAAGAAAGCCGACGAAAUUCCAAUUGCAUCGCUAAGCUUUAAUCUCCCUGUAAAGCAUCUGAAUAUUGCUGGCAUACUUGUGAAAAUGGACAACGGGGAUAUGAAAAAUUUGGACGUGCUAGAUGAUAAACAUUGUCUAACCGAUGGGGAUACUCCCGUUGGGCUUAUGAAGCUCAAAACACGAAUACUUAAUGACAAGGCCGUAGACACAGAAUAUAUUAACAUUUCCAAGAUGAACACGACGGAUGAUAUGUUGUUGGAAUUGAAACGAAUAUUAUCGAAACCGGCAAAACAGGAGAUAAAUUUAAGCAUAAGUAGUUAAAUCUAGUUCGCUAAGUCCUGGCCUUAGCGAUUAACUUCUGGGUUGUUUUAAUAACUCAGGCGAACCAAAUUUAAUAAAUAUUGU
Messenger RNA from Anopheles nili, 1878 nucleotides. RefSeq lists its product as uncharacterized. Bases 1 to 1794 code for a protein of 597 amino acids. The record is from RefSeq and is a predicted model, not a curated record. The transcript is spliced from 2 exons. Lineage: Eukaryota; Metazoa; Arthropoda; Insecta; Diptera; Culicidae.